CUGAUCUAUCACUUGUGAGAGGUUUCUCCCUUUGCGUUCAUUCAGGCCGCAAACUCAAUCCAUCCGAGCGUAUCAUGAGCAUUUUGGCGUACAACGGAGCUGCGGUCAUUGCCAUGGCUGGCAAGAACUGCGUGGCCAUUGCAAGCGACACACGUCUCGGCGUGCAAGGACAGACGAUCGCUACGGACUUUCAAAAGGUGUUUCGCCUCAACGACAAGACGUUCUUGGGGCUUGCGGGCUUGGCCACGGAUGUCCAGAGCGUGUCGCAGCUGUUGCGGUUCAAGUUGAACAUGUACAAGAUGCGCGAAGAACGCGAGAUCAAGGCCAAGACGUUGAGCGCAUUGAUCUCCAACUUGAUGUACGAGAAGCGCUUUGGGCCUUGGUUCGUGGAACCCUUGGUGGCCGGUCUGACGGAAGACAACCAGCCGUUCCUGAGCAGCAUGGAUUGUUUGGGCUGUGAAAUGUUCACCAAGGACUACGUGUGUGCAGGCACGAUGGAGGAAGCGUUGCACGGCAUGUGCGAAUCCCUUUUCCGCCCGGACAUGGAGCCAGAAGACUUGUUUGAAACGAUUUCACAGUGUUUGCUGUCGGCGUGCAACCGAGAUGCGUUGGCAGGCUGGGGCGGUGUCGUGCACAUCUUGACUCCUCAAGGCGUGACGACCAAAGUGCUCAAGACACGCAAGGACUAGACACGUUCACGCGACGGACCUACUUCAAAGAACGAAUACCCCCAAGCAUGGACUCCCCGUCUUUGGCGGUAAUUUGACAAUGGACGACCGACCGCCGUUUGUUUUUCUUCGGAAAUGGGUUGUCAUAGUAACUGGUACUGGCAUACAAUUAAACUGGCAACGACCAGUUUACUGCCAUUUAUUUCGCUCA
Aphanomyces astaci is the source of this 879-nucleotide messenger RNA. RefSeq lists its product as hypothetical. Gene Ontology annotation, biological process: proteasome-mediated ubiquitin-dependent protein catabolic process. The record is from RefSeq and is a predicted model, not a curated record. Lineage: Eukaryota; Oomycota; Saprolegniomycetes; Saprolegniales; Verrucalvaceae. Gene Ontology annotation, cellular component: proteasome core complex; proteasome core complex, beta-subunit complex. The coding region runs from base 75 to 689 and encodes 204 amino acids. The transcript is spliced from 6 exons.